UCUGCCAGGAUCUCUUUGGCUGCGACCCACGCUGUGCCUUCUCUUCCUCCCGGUCCAUCCCACUUCAAAGUUGCGCCCAUCGAACGACCGUCAACAGCAAACACCAUGUCGGUCCUUGCCCAAGACGCUUCCAUCGACGAUACCCGAGUGACGGACUACUUCCCGCUAGUUCCGCCCCAGAUCCUACAAAUGGAGCACCCGUUGACUGGCCAGGCCCAGAAAACUAUCCAAGCUACCCGCAGAGCGAUCGCAGGCAUCCUCGGUGACCAGGACGAUCGACUCCUCGUCAUUGUCGGUCCCUGCUCGAUCCACAACCCCAGCGAGGCCCUUGAAUAUGGACACAUGCUCAAGUACAUGUCCGAUCACCUCCGUGAUGACUUGGUCAUCGUUAUGAGGGCAUACUUUGAGAAGCCCCGAACGACAGUGGGCUGGAAGGGUCUGAUCAAUGACCCCUACAUCGACGGAAGCUUCCAGAUCAACAAGGGGCUGUCGAUCGCCCGAAGUCUGCUUAUCAGUCUGAACGAUAUCGGAGUCCCUACUGCCAGUGAGCUCCUGGAUACGAUAUCGCCUCAGUUUAUCGGCGACUUGCUCUCUUGGGGAGCUAUCGGUGCUCGCACAACCGAAUGCCAACUGCAUCGGGAACUGGCCUCGGGUGUCUCGUUUCCGGUUGGGUUCAAGAAUAGCACCGAUGGAAACAUUGACAUUGCAGUUGAUGCAAUCAAAUGCUCGGCCAAUCCGCACCGAUUCCUGGGAGUGACAAAGCAGGGCCUCGCAGCCAUCACAUCGACAAAGGGAAACAGCCAAUGCCAUGUGAUCCUGCGAGGCUCGAAGCAUGGGCCCAACUACUCGGAGCAGGAUAUCAGCGAGACCAGGACGAAGCUCGAGCAGCAGGCUUGUCGAGCCAAAGUCAUGGUCGAUUGCUCGCACGGGAACAGCUGCAAAGAUCACCGCAACCAGUCCAAGGUGGUUAGCAGUCUGGCCGCUCAAAUUGCUGCCGGUGAAACAUCUAUUUUUGGGGUCAUGAUCGAGUCCAAUAUCAACGCUGGCAGCCAAAAGAUCACCUGGCCGCCCCAGGGCCCACAGUCCCUGGCCUAUGGAGUCUCGAUUACGGAUGCCUGUAUCGACUGGAGCGAGACCGUUACUGCUCUCGAGUCGCUUGCCAAAGCCGUCAGGGCUCGUCGGGAGCUCCAGCAAGUCUAGACCAACGGAGAAUGUGUGCGCUUUGAUCAGAAACUCUGCAAGCCGUUUUGUACAAGGGCACCCAGACCCAAGCCAACUCGGGUUUUGUGUAUCCUUCAUUCUUUAGAGUGUGCUUGGUUCGCCAUUGGCUACUCAACCCAUGAGAUUUCGUGCUAUUCGUCGCCUGGCCGCUUGUAUGGCCAC
Molecule: messenger RNA, 1383 nt
Organism: Polychytrium aggregatum
Lineage: Eukaryota; Fungi; Chytridiomycota; Chytridiomycetes; Polychytriales
Product: Phe-inhibited DAHP synthase AroG
Exons: 7
Biological process (GO): aromatic amino acid biosynthetic process
Cellular component (GO): cytoplasm
Molecular function (GO): 3-deoxy-7-phosphoheptulonate synthase activity
Source: RefSeq, a predicted model, not a curated record